Cantharellus anzutake is the source of this 348-nucleotide messenger RNA. RefSeq lists its product as uncharacterized. The record is from RefSeq and is a predicted model, not a curated record. The coding region runs from base 1 to 348 and encodes 115 amino acids. Lineage: Eukaryota; Fungi; Basidiomycota; Agaricomycetes; Cantharellales; Hydnaceae. The transcript has a single exon.
AUGAGCCAUUCAUUUGCUAUGUUCUUGUCCCUGUCAGCAUUCAUCAUAACCAUUACUUUUACUCCUACAGCAAUUUCGACUUCAUUGGCAAGUUUUGUCCCACAACAAUGGGUAGGGCCUUUUCUGGAGUCUACACUUCCUCCUUCCCAUCUGAAGAUAUUUAGGAUCCAUGAACCAUAUUUGUCAUCACCACAAUCCAACAACGUUAGCCCCACACAUGAUACCACUGAGAAUGAUAGCAAUGAGGCCAUUAUUUCCAGAGAUGACCUUGGCACCAGCUCCAGACCUGUGAGAGGUAGUAGGGGUCACUUGUCUGAUGGAAGUGAUGCUGGGCCCACCAAGAUCUGA